Molecule: messenger RNA, 615 nt
Organism: Vicugna pacos (alpaca)
Lineage: Eukaryota; Metazoa; Chordata; Mammalia; Artiodactyla; Camelidae
Gene: CCK
Product: cholecystokinin
Biological process (GO): digestion
Cellular component (GO): axon; extracellular region
Molecular function (GO): neuropeptide hormone activity
Source: RefSeq, a predicted model, not a curated record
AUGAACAGCGGCUUGUGCCUGUGCGUGCUGAUGGGUCUGGCGGCGGGCGCCCUGGCGAAGCCCGUGCCUCCCGCGGACCCCACGGGCUCCCGGGCUCAGCAGGAGGAGGGGGCGCCCCGGAGGCAGCUGAGGGCGGUGCAGAGGGUGGACGACGAGCCCCGAGCGCACCUGGGCGCGCUGCUGGCCAGGUACAUCCAGCAGGCUCGGAAAGCUCCCUCUGGCCGAAUGUCUGUGAUUAAGAACCUGCAGAACCUGGACCCCAGCCACAGGAUAAGCGAUCGGGACUACAUGGGCUGGAUGGAUUUUGGCCGGCGCAGCGCUGAGGAGUACGAGUACGCCUCCUAGGAGACCCGGCCUUGGUCAGCGCAGCAGGAAGCCACCUCCUGACUCAGGAGGCAGAAUAAGGAAACAAUCCCGUUCAUAACUCGUUGUUUCUGAAGUCUGACAUUUAAAGUAUCUAUUUAUUGAGUUUUCAGUGUGAAAAAGCUGUCUGUGAGAUUGUCCAACGCAACCACGCACCUCAGCAGAAACGUACAAAUGGAAGACAAAACAUUCCUCUCAUCUGUGACUCCUGGUCCUAAAGUGUUGCUAUGCUAUUAAAGUGAUUUCAUUCUG